Molecule: messenger RNA, 1038 nt
Organism: Cladophialophora psammophila CBS 110553
Lineage: Eukaryota; Fungi; Ascomycota; Eurotiomycetes; Chaetothyriales; Herpotrichiellaceae
Exons: 2
Coding region: 1-1038 (345 amino acids)
Molecular function (GO): protein binding
Source: RefSeq, a predicted model, not a curated record
AUGCCAAUUAGAGACUUGCUCAAGAAGAAGGAGAAGAUCGAUAGUGAUGUCGCACUCCAACCUCCUCCCCUGCCUCAGGCAACUCCGUUCACAUUUGUCCGGACCGACACACAUACUGAAGAAUACAUCAAUCCUCCUGGAUUUGACGACGAUCGAGAGCUCGCUACCCCGAUCGAACCCAAGAGUCCUUCUCCUUCGAGACGCUCGUUUGGCCGCUUUCGAAAGAGCCAGAGUCCCGGUGCGGCGGAGCUGUCCUCUCCAGAGAAAGAAAAGAAGGAGCAUCGACGGCUGUCUGAGCGGCUACAUCUCAAUAGAGAUCGUUCUGCUAGCACCAGCUCGGUCAAUCUCCCUGCUGACCUCCCUGAAAUCGCUGAUGCAUAUACCGAAUCUGGGGAUCGCCAAGAGACAGAAGCGAAGUGGGAAGAGCGUGCUACCAUUUUGGCCAGCAAAAGUCCCGCCAUGUCCGCCCAAUCUUUGCCUGGCGAUAUGGACACUCUCAACUUGGGCCUGCCCGGGCAACCUCCGUCCAGGCCUCGAAGUAUCAACGACCCAGAGAGCGACAUUGACAUCCAGAAAGCUAUUCAGCUUCACGAGUCUGGCGACCUCAAGGAGGCAACCGAGAUGUUCCGCCAACUCGCAGAGUAUGGGAAUGUCUUAUCCCAGGUCCUCUACGGGCUGUCUCUUCGGCAUGGCUGGGGCUGCGAGCCAGAUCCUGCAAAAGCAGUCACCUAUCUGUCGGCUGCAGCAUCCAACUCUGCCACCAUUGAAUCCGAUGCCCUGAAAGCUGGAAUGAAAAAGGGAGGCGCCGCCAAAGGAGAGCUUGUGCUUGCAAUCUUCGAACUGGCAAACUGCUUCAGACACGGCUGGGGGGUUCCGGUUGACAAAGUUGCAGCGAGGCAAUAUUAUGAGACGGCGGCAAAUCUAGGAGAUACGGACGCCAUGAAUGAAGCCGCCUGGUGCUACCUCGAAGGAUUUGGAGGCAAAAAGGACAAGUCUGACCCAUAUCGGGAGUGGCACUACGUGGAAUGGGCCCUUUGA